AUGGGUGUCAAAAGAUACAUUCUUAAAGCCGGGAACAGCGUUAAACCUGUUACAAAUGAUGAAGCGACAGUCGGCUACAAAGGGUGUCUCUAUGAUACCAGAAGACAGUCAUUUCAUGGGGGGAUGAUGACUAUGCAAGUGGGAAUAUUGUAUGUAUUUGCUUCGCCUACCGUCAGGUACAAGUUUAGCGGCUUUCCGGGCCUCAUUCCACUCAAUUCGAUUCUAGUGUUAUCGUCUUGCUUUGAUAGACAAAGCAGAAUUAUCUUCAACAGAGCCUUCAUCUGGUAUCCGCAACAUUACAUUAUCGCCGUCAGCCACAAGGUGCCACUGAAGAAUUUCGUUAAUAACGGUAUUCCACCUGAGAUUGGCACUGUUCACGAUCGAAGACAUUUUGCAGAAACGUCUAUUAUGUCGGCGAAAGUUGGAGAUUUGGCUCUAAGUGGAGAAUGGGAAGAGAUCAAGACGGCUUUGAAAUUUGAGAUAACGGAGAGCAUGACUAUGGAGUUCGAAGGCACAUCAUGCAAUAUUGCGGAUGACGAGGGGAAGCUAGUUGACAGUUUGGGUACAGCGCACGGACGGGUAACGCGAGAAGUUCUUUAUGGGUAUAAAUGUUAUGUGAUAAAGGCGUGGAUCAAGUUUGAAAAGAAGUCCUCAUGA
This is a messenger RNA of Histoplasma mississippiense, 657 nucleotides long. RefSeq lists its product with no specific name. NCBI's taxonomy places the organism in Eukaryota, Fungi, Ascomycota, Eurotiomycetes, Onygenales, Ajellomycetaceae. The transcript has 5 exons. The coding region runs from base 1 to 657 and encodes 218 amino acids. The record is from RefSeq and is a predicted model, not a curated record.